Messenger RNA from Exaiptasia diaphana, 1242 nucleotides. RefSeq names its product nuclear migration protein nudC. The record is from RefSeq and is a predicted model, not a curated record. Lineage: Eukaryota; Metazoa; Cnidaria; Anthozoa; Actiniaria; Aiptasiidae. Gene Ontology annotation, cellular component: cytoplasm. The coding region runs from base 79 to 1044 and encodes 321 amino acids. The transcript has 12 exons. Gene Ontology annotation, biological process: protein folding.
AGAGGAAGGAACUUUUCGUGACUUUUCUUGCUGUUUUGUCCAGAAUUUACAGUGAUUUUACGUGAAUUUUGAUUGAGAAUGAGUGGACCUGACCAGGAGCGAUUCGAUGGCAUGCUUAUGGCGAUGGCACAACAAUGUGAGGGUGGAAUUCAUGAGCUGCUUGAUAAUUUCUUUGGGUUUUUGGAGAGAAAGACAGACUUUUUUGUCGGCGCACAAAGAGGUUCUGCAGAGAAGAUAGUGAUGACAAAACUACACGAGUAUGAAAAGAAAGCUUUAGAUAAAAAAGAAAGAGACAGGAAAGAAGCUGAGGCAAUACUAGCUGCAAAAGCUGCCAAGAAAGCUGCAGAAGAACAACAGCCUAAAAUACAAGAAGUGACAGAGGAAGAAGCUAAGAAAAUACAGCAAGAAGAAGCUGAUAAGAAGAAGAAAGAAGCAGUUGAGAAGACAGAGAGCAAGGACUCUGAAAAUGGAAAGACAGAAAAAGAUGACGAGGAUGAAGAUGAGGAUGAAGACUCAAAAGGAAAAAUGAAACCUAAUGCUGGAAAUGGUGCUGACUUGCCAAACUACAAAUGGACACAAACCCUUCAAGAAAUUGAGGUCAGAAUACCUUUAAAUAUAGAUUUUAAACCAAAAGGAAGAGACAUUAAUUGUGAUAUWCAACAAACUCAUUUAAAAGUGGGACUCAAAGGACAUCCUCCUAUCAUUGAUGGUGAAUUCCCUAAAAAAGUUAAAAUUGAAGAGUGCACGUGGACACUUGACGRUAAAACGCUCACAAUAUGCAUAGAAAAGGUAAAUAAAAUGGAAUGGUGGUCUCAGCUUGUUACUACAGACCCUGARAUAAACACCAAAAAAGUACAACCUGAGAAUUCCAAGUUGGGAGAUUUAGAUGAUGAAACUAGAGGUAUGGUGGAAAAAAUGAUGUAUGACCAGAGACAAAAACAGAUGGGUUUACCCACAUCAGAUGAACAAAAGAAACAAGAYGUCUUGAAAAAGUUCAUGGAACAACAUCCAGAAAUGGACUUUUCAAAAGCUAAAUUCUCAUAGUCCAUCCUAUAGUAGAAAUAAUGAUAGUUGAAUUUAAAAAAUUGCUGUGAAGCAGGACAAAACAAAGCAAGGUUUUUGCGGUUCUGGUUUCUAAGGUUUCACAAGAUUACAAUAGUUGAAGUUGAACUGCAUGUUAAGUGUCAAGAGACUAAAGUAUGUUCAAAUAAAGCAAMGUUGUGUCAAGAGGACAAAACUAAA